Laetiporus sulphureus 93-53 is the source of this 2364-nucleotide messenger RNA. RefSeq lists its product as uncharacterized. Bases 20 to 1888 code for a protein of 622 amino acids. Lineage: Eukaryota; Fungi; Basidiomycota; Agaricomycetes; Polyporales; Laetiporaceae. Gene Ontology annotation, biological process: vesicle transport along microtubule; chromosome segregation; mitotic centrosome separation. The record is from RefSeq and is a predicted model, not a curated record. The transcript is spliced from 3 exons. Gene Ontology annotation, cellular component: kinetochore; centrosome; kinesin complex. Gene Ontology annotation, molecular function: microtubule binding.
UCUGCAGAUCAAAGAAAAGAUGGAUCAGCUCGAGGUUGAGCAUGCUGCUUUGCGGGCGUGGAAAGAUGGUACAAUGGAUGAAGUUGACAGGUGGGAGGAAUUGGAGGCGGAGCUGGUGAGAGAGGAGGCGGAGAAGAAGAAGGCCGAGGAUAAGGCAACCAAGCUCGAUAAAGAGGUCACGGAGCUGAAGGCGAAGGUCCGGUCUUUGAAUAUCCAGUACGUCAAAGAAUCGACAGCCAUUCAAUAUGCACUCGAUAAGGAGAAAGCGGAACAUCAGCGGACAAAGAAGAUGCUCGUGGACACGGAACUGGGCAACGAUGACCUGGAGCGCAAGGAAAGGGAACUCUCAACAAGUUAUGCGGAUGCAGAUGCCAAAUAUACCCGCGUGUUGGAAGAGAAAAUCAUUCUGGAGCAAGAGCUUAUAGAGAAGGCCAGUGUCGAAGAGGAGUACCAGCGCUUGAAGGAUGAACUCAGAGAUGCGAACGAGGAAGUCAAUAUGCUGAAGGAAAAGCUCGCCGCUGUUCAGAUGCAUGCAUCGAUAUCUCCGGACAGUGCGUCGACAGCACCCUCUUCUGUGCUUUCCUCAGAUCGGCCAUCUGCAUCCCAAGAUGACCUACUCGAGGCCCACACAUCUGACUUGUCUUCUGUGCCGCAUACACCAGCCAAAGGAGCGAUCUCACCCAUCAGUACGGGAAGCAAGUUCAGAGAUGCCUCGAGAUCCCCGCUCUCGGGACGUCCACAACGCUCAAGCUACCCGACUCCACAACGCGUGGUGUCUCCAUCAUCGGGCCCUGCGACCUCGUCGCUCGCCCGUUCCAGCACCGUUCCAGCACUAUCGACGCCCUCACAUUUGCCGUCGAGAGCUGCUCCUGCUCGUCCCUCUGUCGGUCGUGAUCGCUCGACUGCCAGCACCACUAGCACCGCCGGCGGUGUUCCGUUGACAGCGACUAGAAGCAGAGGUGUACAAAUGGUUUCAGAGAUGAGGCUACGCGUGAAGAAUCUGGAGCAGAAGAUCCAGUCGCGUGUACCACGUUUGCGUAUGGGGAGCAUCAGCAGCAAAUCGAGCAUCGGUAAUGCAGGACCACCAGCGGCAGGGCCAUCAUCCAAGGCUGUCCCCGCAUUUCCCUCAACGCCGCCGAUGUCCCGACGAUCAAGCAGCAAAGAUGCACAUGAUACAUCCCCCAAAUCUAGGAGCCAGAAUAUCAGCGCGGAACGCGAGACCACUCCAGCUGGAGGAAGCUCGCCCUGGGUACAGGUCGACAUCUCGGAUUCACCUAUGCCGUUAAGAGAAACACACAACAGGCGGAUCUCUAAUCCCAAUGCCCCGUCAUCUUUCCGGCCACCGUCGUAUCAGGAAUCUCCAACUGCCAUCCCAAGGGCCUCAAAUGGGUCGCCCAACAGCGGUGUGGCAACAAGUCGCCGCUCUCAAUCUCGCUUAUCGAUCUCAACCGAGGGACGAAGUAGUGUCAGCACGAAUGCCACAACAAGCACAGCGAGCUCUAUUCCUACACCCUUCUCUCGUCCCUCGACACCAACCCUUUUACCGGUCGCAGUGCAUAAUGGUGCUGGGUUCGGACUGAAACGACCCACAGGGCCAGAUUUCGGAGCAUACAGCAAACGCUCGACUUUCGGAGGCAAGUCGCCGGGCAGUCCGCCCUCUAAAUAUGCAGCGCCACGCGCGAACAAGACGAUGAGGCAGAUAUCACAGCUCACACAACCUGGCACGCCAACUCAUACCCGGAUAGGAAAGCCACCGGCGGCACCAGGGAUUCGGAAGAACAAUUCGGAGCCUUCUGCAGAUCCGUUCGGAUUCUUUGGUGGGAGGUCCAGAGAGCAAUCGCGAGCGCGAUCUGGCACUACUCCGAAUGCGCGUAGCAAGGGCGCGUAGUUGCGCGAGGCAUCGAAAUGCCUAUCUUCGCAUGCAGGUUGUUGUUCAGCUUUAUCCUUAUCCUUUCUCGUCUGCUUUUGCGAUUGUCCGGUUACCUGUGUUUCGCGUUGGUUUCCCGCUGGCGCGAUCUUCCCCAGCACCUUACUGUCUGCAAGUAUAAUGAACUAACGAACCGUGCCCGGAUGUUGGUACCGCCCCUUCGCCAACGUCUGUGGUUACAUCAUGCUCUCAACAUUCAAUGACGGUUGUAUAUGAUCCUCCUUCCUUUACGAUACAAAUCCAGACCACAAACCCCCCAGAGAAAUUCGUCCAGUCCUUCCUGCUCGAGACCUUGUCGGUUAUCCGAUUCCCCCCUUACUCCUUUGUACUCUUUCUUCGAAUACUCAACUUUGGAAGUUACAUGUUGGCAGGACUUAUAAUACCACUGUCUUUAUAUAGUUCAGAGCGACCCCGAGACCAAGGUCGGCGUUGAGCGA